Molecule: messenger RNA, 268 nt
Organism: Nicotiana tabacum (common tobacco)
Lineage: Eukaryota; Viridiplantae; Streptophyta; Magnoliopsida; Solanales; Solanaceae
Source: RefSeq, a predicted model, not a curated record
GCAUCUCAAAAAGUUUUAAGAAAUGGCUCAACCUAAAGUUAGCAAAAUAAGUAUCUGUGCUGUCCUCUUUUGCUUUCUUCUUAUGUUUGCUUCUGAGGUGCAAAUAACAGAAGCAAAACACUGUGGGAAGCCUAGCAAAAGCUGGAAUGGGAAGUGCUUUCCCAAGAAGUGUAACCAUUGGUGCAAGAACAAGGAAGAUGCAGAUUAUGGCAAUUGCUAUCAUGGAGAUUGCUAUUGCUAUUACCAUUGCUGAAAAUAAAUGGAUCUG